This is a messenger RNA of Insectozyma verbasci, 1350 nucleotides long. The record is from the annotation of a GenBank genome assembly. Lineage: Eukaryota; Fungi; Ascomycota; Pichiomycetes; Serinales; Debaryomycetaceae.
AUGGACGAAAAGUCAAUUACAUCAACUGCCAAAAAGAAGAAGAAGUUAAUUUAUAGACAAGAUCCAGAUGGUGUUUUCAGAUUAAAGAAAAUUGAUGAUAAUGAUUAUUCAUCAACUAACAAAACUCUUGAUAAAGAUGGAAUUAUCAACAAAAAAGAGAAUAUAAACAACUACUUAAAUGAAUUGAUCAAUUGUAGUUAUCAAAUCAUUAAAGAUUCAACGAAUAAUGAAACUGCUAGUAUUCAAAGUAGUGUUGAUGAUAGUAUCAGAUCAGGAAAAAAAAUAAGACCUACUUCAAAUUAUACUUCAUCAAAAAAUUUAAAUUUAAUAACACCUCCAACUACAGCUGAAUCUAUAAAUCAAUAUUCGGAUAUUCAUAGUCAUCAUCAAUUACCUUCAAAAUCUCCUACAAUUUCAAUAAAAUCAUUAGAUCAAGAAUCAAUUAAAUCACAAGACAAGAAAAAUAACAACAAAUUCAAAAAUUUAAUGAUAACAUUAAUGAAUAAAGCUUCGAGUUUUCAUGCUCCCAGUUUUUUAAUUGGUAUAUUAUUUGGUAUAAUAUCAUGUACUACAAUUUUCAUUUAUAAAGAAUUUUUUAUAAAAUUAACAAUAAUUUUAGUUGUUUUAGGUUUGGUGGGGGGUAUAAUUGGUUUAAUUGCCUUAUCAAUUUUCAUAUACUUCAAUUUAUUCAAUGUAAGAUCAAUUGGAAUAAUUAAUAAUGUACUACUGAAAUUUAUUAAAGCUGAAAAUAUUCCAAAUCAAGUUUCUGAUGCAACUUCAUUAAAUAGUAAUGAAAGUUAUGGUGAUCAAAGUAUAAAAUUUGAAAUGUCUGAGAUUCCACAACAACAAGAAGUUAGAGAUAAAAGAUAUCAUCAACCAAUUGAUCAACCACAACAACCUAAAUUACAAAAAAGAAGAUCAUCAAAUAUUAGAGUUACACCAUAUAGAUUUGAAAGAGGAUCAAAACCAUCCAGUUCUCACCAUCAUGAAAGUUCACCUAAUUUAUUAAAUAAUCCACAAUUCUAUGCGAAACAACAACCAAAAAUUCAAAGAGCUUCUUCUGAACCAGUAUCAAAAAAUAAAAAUAUAUUAAAACCUAAAUCUAGAAGUAAUUCAACUGAAAAUUCAUUUAAAGAUUUACCUACUUUACCAGCACAAGCAGAAGAAUUACCAUUUAUAAAUGAAGUUAAAUUACUAGAUUCAUUUGAUCAAGAAAUUGAAAAUAUUAUACCUUUACAACAAAAUCAAUAUAAUAAAAAUAAUGACAUGAUUAGCAGAAAUUUAAGUAAGAAAAGUGUUUUAAAUACUAGAGAAAAUUAUAAAAAGUUCUUAGCUAAUGUUGAUGAUUAA